UGGCAUCGAGCGAGCGAGCGAGCGGGAGGGACGAUGGCUUUGUUUGUCUCAUUGUCAUGUUUUGAAUUUCAAAAGCCUUCCCCAGCGAGAGAGAGAGAGAGAGAGAGAGAGAUGACCAAUCCAAACGGCUCAUUGGACUCUGUCUCUGAAUCAAUCUCCCUCUCUCUGUUCCAUUGGACCUUUUUGCACGAUUCACUAAACCACUCCUCCCACUAUAUCCAUCCACACCUCUCUCUCUCUCUCUCUGAUUUUUAAAUGCUUCAUCUUCUCCAAAACAGCCAGAACAGGUUCUUGGUUUCCGAAGCCUCAUUACUACUUCUCCUUCAUCAGCCCUGUGUCUCUGUCUCUGUCUGGUGUGCUGUGGUUGCAGCUUUCUUCUGUGUUUGAAGUGGAAGGAAGCUCAUUCAUCCCUCCCCCGUGCUCCUUCCGUUCAUCCUUCCUUCAUCUGCCAUCUUCCUCGCAAAUCUCUCAGUCCAUCUCUCUCUCUUAUGUUACCAGCUGGGAUUCGGCAUUUCUUUCCAGCCAACUGCUCUCUUGGGAAAAGUUUUGGUUUUUAAGCCACCGGCGGUUUCUACUCCUGAUGGGUGCCUCAGGAAAGUGGGUCAAGGCUCUGAUAGGCCACAUUAAACCCGACAAAGAUGAUAAUGACAAAGUACGAGGAAAGAGCAAGAAAUGGAGGCUGUGGAGGAGCUCAUCAGGGGAUCUGAGCCGUAGAUCGGUAUCCGAGGGAUCCGCCAAUUCUUCCCCUGCUCGGGAUGCUUUCACAGCUGCGAUGGCUAAAGUGGUUCGAGCUCCUCCCAAGGAUUUCCGCACUGUCCGGCAAGAAUGGGCCGCUAUUCGCAUUCAGACUGCUUUCCGCGGUUUUCUGGCAAGGAGAGCUUUGAGGGCUUUGAAGGGAAUAGUCCGGCUCCAAGCUCUCGUUCGUGGACGACAAGUGAGGAAACAAGCAGCUGUUACACUCAGGUGCAUGCAGGCUCUUGUUCGAGUCCAAGCUCGUGUGAGGGCUCGAAGGGUAAGGAUGUCCAUCGAGGGACAGGAAGUUCAGAGGGUUCUCGACGAGUGCCGCAGCAAGGCUGAUCUGUUGAAACAAGCUGAGCAAGGGUGGUGUGAUAGUAAGGGAACGCUGGAUGAUAUCAAAGCUAAGAUACAGAUGAAGCAAGAAGGAGCCUUCAAGAGGGAGAGGGCGAUUGCUUACGCGCUCACUCAAAAGCAGUGGAAAUCUAGCAUGGAUACGAAUUCCAGAUCGAACAUCUCGGUUCCCUCUCUGAAGGGCUACGAGUUUGACAAGAUCAACUGGGGCUGGAGCUGGUUAGAACGGUGGAUGGCUGCAAAGCCCUGGGAGACAAGACUGAUGGAGAAAUCGCAAUCCAACCAAGCAGAGACAACACCAACCUCGAAGAUAUUUAAGGACUCUCCUCUAGGAACAAACACGAAAUCCUUGGAACCACUUCCAGUCAAAGUCAGGAAGAACAAUGUCACCACGAGAAUCUCAGCAAGGCCUCCUCUUAUUGGCCAAACAACCCGAUCAUCUUCCAGUCCAAGCUCAGAGUACCGAUAUGAUGAGAGCUCGGUCUCUUCUUCCUUCUGCACGUCUGCAACUCCAGCCUCUGGGUUCACGGGCUUGACAUCGGAGAGGACUGAGGAUAGCUCCCACACCAGGCCAAGCUACAUGAACUUGACUGAAUCAACCAAGGCAAAACAGAGAAACGGUAGUCACCACUCACGGGCCCUGAGGCAGUCGAUGGAUGAGUUCCAGUUCCUCAACCUCAAGCACUCGGCAGUGUUCUCGGAUUCCAGCCCGAUGAACUUCUCUCGUCCCCUCCACCAGUCGACCCAGUUGAGCUGAAACAACUUGAAAGGGAAGGAUAGAGAGAACAGCUUGUACCAUUAAUCUGCGUGUGAUUUCUCUGAUUUGUAUGGUAUAUUCAACAGCUUGUUGCAUCUUUUGAAACCUCGAAUGUUUGAUUCCUUAAUGGGCAAUUUGCUGCAUUUCUCGUGUGGUCAAGUCCUCAACAGUUGUAGAUAACUUAAUCGGGCUGCAGUAAUUUUCGAGCAGUUCUUGUUUGGUACUUCGAAUACCGUGGUACUUUUCGUC
Messenger RNA from Punica granatum (pomegranate), 2095 nucleotides. NCBI's taxonomy places the organism in Eukaryota, Viridiplantae, Streptophyta, Magnoliopsida, Myrtales, Lythraceae. The record is from RefSeq and is a predicted model, not a curated record.